Molecule: messenger RNA, 715 nt
Organism: Peromyscus eremicus (cactus mouse)
Lineage: Eukaryota; Metazoa; Chordata; Mammalia; Rodentia; Cricetidae
Gene: Zw10
Product: zw10 kinetochore protein
Exons: 6
Coding region: 86-715 (209 amino acids)
Biological process (GO): mitotic cell cycle; mitotic spindle assembly checkpoint signaling; endoplasmic reticulum to Golgi vesicle-mediated transport
Cellular component (GO): chromosome, centromeric region; nucleus; RZZ complex
Source: RefSeq, a predicted model, not a curated record
GCCACGCGGUGAGGCCGCGGGCGGGACGCGAGCUGCGGCGCUGGCAGCUGGAGUAACCUGGUCGGUGUAGGGACGUUUCGUGGCGAUGGCUUCUUUCGUGACGGAAGUCCUGGCUCACUCGGGGAGCUUGGAGAAGGAGGAUCUCGGCACUCGAAUCAGCCGCCUGACCCGGCGGGUGGAGGAGAUCAAGGGUGAGGUGUGCAAUAUGAUCAGCAAGAAGUACAGUGAAUUCCUACCUACAAUGCAGAGUGCACAGGACCUGGUUACCCAGGUGGACAAGCUAUCUAAUGACAUCGACCAGCUGAAAUCCAGGAUAGAGAGUGAGGUCCGUCGGGAUCUUCACAUAUCGACUGCUGAAUUUACAAGCUUGAAGCAGCAGCUGGAAAGAGACUCUGUAGUCCUGGAUUUGCUCAAACAACUGCAAGAGUUUUCUUCUGCUAUUGAAGAGUAUAAUAGUGCAUUAGCGAAGAAGAAAUACAUCCCUGCUGCUCAGCACCUGGAGGAGGCACAGGAAUGCUUGAAGUUAUUAAAAUCCAGAAAAUGCUUUGACUUGAAAAUGUUGAAGUCUCUCAGCAUGGAGCUUACUGUCCAGAAGCAGAACAUCCUUUACCACCUCGGAGAAGAGUGGCAGAAGCUGAUUGUAUGGAAGUUUCCGCCGUCAAAAGGUGCUGCUGACCUCAGGGACCAUGUAAAGGAAGUUGAGAAAGGUCCUUGA